Messenger RNA from Cladocopium goreaui, 1212 nucleotides. The record is from the annotation of a GenBank genome assembly. NCBI's taxonomy places the organism in Eukaryota, Dinophyceae, Suessiales, Symbiodiniaceae.
GCGGCACAAUCGACUUGCAGGAGCUGAAUGCGGCGCUGCAAGCGGUGAAACUCAGUGUAGAAUCCGGGACGCCACAGGCAAUGUUCACAAGGCCCUUUAAUGCCAACACGAUGCUGUGGCUCGCUGGGAAGUAUGCUCGUCAAGGAGGUGGGCAGAUCCGCCUGCAAGAGUUCUGCGAAAUGCUGCAGUACCUGGAGAGCGUGAAAAACAUCUUCACGCAGAUUGACACAGACAGGACGGGAGACAUCUCGGUCUCUGAGCUGAGCCGCGCUUUGAAGCUCUCCGGCUUCAAUGUGGCUGGAUGGCCUGAUGGCGGUGGAGAUGCCCUAAGCCUUGCAGUGGCUGAGAAGAUUGGCCGGGCUUAUGAUGCUGAUGGCAACGGUGUUCUGACCUUUGAUGAGUUUGUGCAACUUCGACUGGAAUGGGACUCGUACCUGGACAACUGGAGCGCCACUGUCGCUCCAGAUGCCAAUGCAAUCUCACCUCAGCAGUUGUUGACCAUUCUGGAGGCGAUCAAAUCGUCGCUGGAAUCUUUGCAUGAACUGGCGAUCAAUCCAAUGGUUUCAGGCCUCCCGGGCUUCAGCGCAGCAAGUUUCUUGGGGCCGAUGUUCUACAAUUCCAUGUUCAAGGUUCCCCGUCCGUUUCUGCAUUCUACUGCAGAACUCUUGAUCCGAAAAUAUGCGGGCGGAUCAUCGUUGCUCACGUUCGAACAAUUCUGCCUGCUGAUGGAGUUUCUCAAGGAACAGAAGAAGAAAUUUACAGCAGUUGACCAGGAUCGGUCCGGACACAUCAAUUUGCAAGAGCUGGGUCAAGCUUUUGCGCAGAGCGGUAUGCCUCUCCCGCUUGAACAGCUGCUGGUAGUUGCUCGGCGGUAUGACCAGGAUCAAAGCGGCACUCUGGAGUUCGAUGAAUUUCUGCAAAUGAUGACGGAGCUCUCCCCUGCAUGAGCUUUGUUUGUCGGGAGCUCUUUCCUGCACGAGAACAUGAUGACGGCGCAAUCUGAACGCGGCUGUUUGAACUCUGGUGUGAAGACUUGGAACAGCAAAUCAUCAAGCCGUGAUGGCAGAAGAGUCUUUAGACCUGUCAUUCUGCAGCAUACAAGCUGCAGGGGACGGGUUGGAGACUUGCUUUAGCAUACCAUUUGAGAUGCUGGCAAGUUUAAAUCAUUUCAGAAGAUAUGUACUGCAUCGUUGCAGCUAACUCGCUUCAAAA